CGUGGUCCAGUGAAGGCAUCACCGUGGUCCAUCAGCAGCUGCAGCUCCGUCUCAGUGUACACAGACAAGAUGGCGGCUUCAUUGGAAGACGAGUUUGAAGAUGCUCCUGAUGUGGAGCCGUUAGAGCCGACGCUGAAGAACAUCAUCGAGCAGAAGUCCCUCAAGUGGAUCUUUGUGGGUGGAAAGGGAGGUGUCGGUAAAACGACAUGUAGUUGCAGUUUGGCUGUCCAGCUUGCUGCUGUCAGGGAGAGUGUCCUCAUCAUCUCCACCGAUCCCGCUCAUAACAUCUCAGAUGCUUUUGACCAGAAGUUCUCAAAGGUGCCUACCAAGGUCAAGGGCUAUGAGAACCUCUUUGCAAUGGAGAUUGACCCGAGCCUGGGUGUGGCAGAGCUGCCUGAUGAGUUCUUCGAGGAGGACAACAUGCUCAGCAUGGGUAAGAAGAUGAUGCAGGAGGCCAUGAGCGCCUUCCCUGGCAUUGACGAGGCCAUGAGCUAUGCGGAGGUCAUGAGGUUAGUGAAAGGAAUGAACUUCUCAGUGGUGGUCUUUGACACUGCCCCUACCGGUCACACGCUGCGGCUGCUCAACUUUCCCACCAUCGUGGAGCGUGGUCUGGGCCGCCUCAUGCAGAUAAAGAACCAGAUCAGCCCUUUCAUCUCCCAGAUGUGUAACAUGCUCGGUCUGGGUGACAUGAACGCAGACCAGCUGGCCUCUAAGCUGGAGGAAACCCUGCCAGUCAUCCGCUCAGUCAGUGAGCAGUUCAAAGAUCCUGAACAGACCACCUUCAUCUGUGUGUGUAUCGCUGAGUUCCUCUCCUUGUAUGAGACGGAGCGGCUGAUCCAGGAGCUGGCCAAGUGCCGCAUCGACACGCACAACAUCAUCGUCAACCAACUUGUUUUCCCCGAAUCAGACAGGCCGUGCAAAAUGUGUGAAGCCCGUCAUAAAAUUCAGUCCAAGUAUUUAGACCAGAUGGAGGAUCUUUAUGAAGAUUUCCACAUAAUCAAGUUACCGCUGCUGCCCCAUGAAGUUCGAGGUGCCGAAAAGGUCAACACGUUCUCUAAGCAACUACUGGAACCCUACAAACCCCCAAAUAAGUGAUGUCCCUCCCUGCAGGACCUCCCUUCUCCACUCCUACAGACCACACCUUUACAGUCUGAACUCACCUCCCUCAACCAGCCUCAAACCCUGCAGUAACAGCCUCAAGUUGAUCCACUCAGUCCCCCUCAGUCCGUCAUCCAAAGCAGAGCACUGCUACAGCAGGACACACGCCCUUGUUGAAGGGGAGCUGAUGAAAUCACAAACACAUACAGUACAUAACCUGUUAUAUUGUUUGAGAGAGCCUUACUCUCUGUUCACCUCCUCUUUCCUUCAUAUCCUCUGUGUGGCAGUUGUACUAUUCCUACUUGAAGCAUUUAACUUUGUCUCUACAAAAAAAAGUCCUUCCCCUCCUCUUCCAUCCUUUGCAGUGUCCCAUCUCAGUUGUGAAAACAAAGUGUUUCCAGCGACGGUGCUCCCGUAUUCCAGGAUAAAACGGCUUUCAGAUGGUUGAUGUUUAUGCCUUGUUUAUUCUGUGUGGUUUGGUGGCCGUGUUUGUUCUCCAGUUUGACUUUUGACUAAAAUUUCAUGCGAAUUCAUCUCUCACAUCUGGAAUUUACAUCAAAUUUAUACAGAUUCAUGGCAAUGAAAAAAAGACAGUUACCUUUAAAAAAAAAAAAAAGACAAACCCAAAACAAUAUGGCCCGUGGUCUUUGUUCUUUGCCAAGACCAUCCAUCUUAUUGCAAUUAAGCAAACCAGAGCAGUCUAUAAUGUGUCUUUUACCAUGUGACACAUCAUUAGACCUCACAUUAACAUGUGACCCUGGUGUAAAUGCAGUAACCUAAUGUCUAUGAGAUUUUGAAUCUAGUCAAGUUGGGAGCUUUAUAUCCAUAUAUGGCUAUGUCAUUGUUUGAACUGGACAGUCUUAAAAGCCUCAGUUAGAUAUUUUAGGCCACCGUGGUCGCUUCAGGUGGUAUGUGGUUGAGACGGCACCCGUUUUAUGAGAUUCAAAGGCAAAAAUGUGUGAUGAGACUCAUGAUGUUUGAGCGGCAGGAAGCUGGUUCCCAUACAGUGCGCAUAAACAUCAUCAAACAUUCUGUGUCCAACCUGUUUACUGAGAACUAUAUGGGAACACUAUUGAAACAUAUUAGUAGCCUUAUUUAGUGCAUCCUUAAUACAAAUAUAUUGAAUGUUGGUGGAUCAAAAGUGGAACAAAUGAAUGGCGAGUUGUUAAAUAGAAUCCAAGCAUCUUUGCCCUGGUGAUUGAAUACUGGCCUCUGAUUGGCUCGCCUGAUACUUCCAACAGGUGGAUACAUAAUUGCCCCCUUUCUGUCACUGAAUGCUUUUGAGUCAAUAAUCUGUUUUCUAUAGACUUUUCUUUAAAUUAUGUUGCGAGUGUUAAUUAAAACAAACUUGCCUCUGA
Messenger RNA from Sebastes umbrosus (honeycomb rockfish), 2456 nucleotides. RefSeq names its product guided entry of tail-anchored proteins factor 3, ATPase (gene get3). The coding region runs from base 70 to 1095 and encodes 341 amino acids. NCBI's taxonomy places the organism in Eukaryota, Metazoa, Chordata, Actinopteri, Perciformes, Sebastidae. Gene Ontology annotation, biological process: post-translational protein targeting to endoplasmic reticulum membrane. Gene Ontology annotation, cellular component: GET complex. The transcript is spliced from 7 exons. Gene Ontology annotation, molecular function: ATP hydrolysis activity; ATP binding. The record is from RefSeq and is a predicted model, not a curated record.